GCGCUUUUGUCUCUCAAUUGGACUCUGGGACGGCGCUCAUGCUGUACUUGUUGUGUGCAGUAAGGCUCAAUUUAUGUCGCGCAUCUUCUGCCUUUGCGAAGGUAGGAAUUGUUGCGCAUCACCGACCUUGUGAUGGAUUCCUUGCGUGAGCUGCCAACUUCCGUGAAUCCGACCUCGGGACCAAUACGGCUUCCGGAACCUGUGUGUGCAUGUGUAUGACUUCCAUCGUUGCAUGGGACGAUGUACCGCGGGAGUGCUGGACAGUUGGGACGCGUACGAGAUGUGAAGCGCGCGUUCCUUUUUCCCGCUUAUAACUCGACGGAACGAUUGCUGCUUUCGAUCGUAUUUAUCCCGAUUCCCACUACAGGAUACUUCAAGUCAGUCAGCGAUGUCGACACCACCGGGCGCAGUCAACUCGUCGCAGUUCGUGCUAUUGUGCGUCCCUCUCUCCUCGCGCGUCUUGGCUUGAGCUGUUUAACUUACAUCCGGAUCUAAAAGCACGGCCCCCAUGGUGUGCACAUCCUCUUACGCACUGUGGCGCGCUACUCACCGCUGUGACACAGUUGGCUGGUACCCAGGGGAAUUGGGCGCUCUUGGGUAUUUUGACGCUCCAAGUGUAUCGAUUCACGGUCUCCUUCCCGAAUGAACGACUGUGGAUCAAGAUGCUAGUGUACUCGCUCUACGUGCUGGAGGUCAUCCAGACGGCGAUAACGAGCCACUUUGUGUACGAGCUGCUUGUCUUCGGGUGGGGCAAUCCGCAGGUGUUCGUGAAGCUGCCCUGGUCGAGCCUGGCCACGCCCAUUUUCACCGGGAUCACAUCAUGCGCUGUGCAGCUGUUCUUUGCCCGUCGCAUCCUGCUUCUCAAAGGAGAUGCUCUUUGGGGAAAGUGUAUCGCGGCUCUGAUCGCCUUGCUCGCCCUGAUGCAGUCCCUCGCCGCCAUCAUCAGCGAUGCCCGAUUCGCGGUCACGACUGAGCUCACUGAGAUCUCGCGCCUGAUGGACGGGGUCAAAGUCUGGCUCAUCGGAAGCGCUGUUUGCGAUGUAACAAUCACGCUUACGCUCAUUGCUAUCCUCGGGCAGUAUCGUCAGCGGACGCCGUGGCAGAGUACCGACGGGCUGAUCACCAAGCUUAUCUUCAACACGGUCGAGACCGGCUUGGUCACCACCGUAGUCGCCCUUUGCGAUGUGACCCUGUUCAUCUUGUUCUCGGGCAACAAUCUGCACCAGACUCCGGCCCUGAUGCUCGGGAAGCUCUACACCAUCAUGCUCGUGGUUACGUUGAAUGCCAGAACGAGAAACAGGAGCCUGAGUGCGAGCACUGCCCUCGCGCAGCAGCCGCGCAGCAUAGAUCACACGCAGUCUCAUGAAAUGGCCUGGCGAAGGACAUUCACGCUGGAUCCCUCCGCUGCGCAGAAAGUCCACAUCAACACGAUUGUCGAGACGGUCACCGAUUUGGAAUCGGGACAACACAAAAACAGCCCGUCGAUCUAGUACGUGUCGGGCACGGGAAUCAGAUACCCUACAUUCGUUUUUCCAAGUAUAUAGUCUGUAAUCGUGAGCCGUACAUUGUAGGACCAUGCCAUGUCCCCGAAAGCACAAGAUGCAUAUACGAUAAGAAAUGGUCCAGGUACCAGAGUAACCCGACACUGGCCGACGCGAAUAUUAAUUUAUUAUUAAUGGUCCCAAUGGACUCACGUAAAUGCAGCAACAGAACCGUCCACAAGCGAGAGCGGGAGCACUGACAUCAUUUCCUCCGAGCCUCCCCAAUUUUCCGUAAAUUCCGCGACGGCAUGCACUACAUACCCACGUGCGGCGCAAUAGAGAGUCACUGACAGGGAGCAGCGAACGUACCUACUGCCCCUGGAUUUAUGGACUCGGACCGGUCCUGUACUCCUCCAGGCUAAGUAUCAUGCAAGCAUCUGCCCAUGCAAAGUUCAACUUGCUUAUCUCAUCCUACGCGAUUGAUGAGAUCAUGUGGUACCAGCUCUUCUGCCGCUUCGCCGCGUCACGAAUCGUGUUGCGCCCACUGGGCCACACUUGUCUGGUCGCAUUCUGCCUGAAUCGUCUGAUGGUCUGUUCUGGAAUAGAUCGUGUCGUCCCACCAAGAAGCGCCAACGAAGGUGGAAGAAUCAGCCGGACCGCGGCGGCUCUCGUUUGCUUGCAUAUUUAAACUCGGUCGCCAGCAGCGUUAUGAAUCUGCGCAGAGUCCCUCCCCCACUCCACCCCCGCUCCUGGCCAUGGCGUUCCGCUCCCUCGUCAUCUCCACCGUCGCCUUCGCCCUUGCCCUCGCCCCUGCGUCCCGGGCCGGCACCCUCUACACGCACCCCUCGCAGAUCCCGCCCACCAAGCACUACGACUUCAUCGUCGUGGGGGGCGGCACCGCGGGCGGCGUCGUCGCGACGCGUCUGUCGCAGUACGGCACAGGCAGCGUGCUCGUGAUCGAGGCCGGCGUACCAGACAACGGGACGCAGUCCGCGUCGAUUUAUUGCCCCCUGUUGGCCGGCUCUGCCGUCGGGACGAUAUACGACUGGAAUUACACCACAGUCGCCCAACCGGGGCUGAACGGCCGGGAGAUUGGAUACCCCCGCGGAUAUACCCUAGGCGGCAGCGCAGCGCUGAACGGCCUGAUCUACUUCCGAGGUCCCAAGGACGAGUACAGCCGAUUGGCGAAUGUCUCUGGCGACCCGAACUGGACCUGGGACAAUCUGGAGCCGUACAUCUUCAUGAACGAGGCCCACUCGCCGCCCUGGAACAAUCGCUCCAAUGUGGGCGAAUACGAUCCUUCGGCGCAUGGCUGGGGUCCUCUGCUCACCGGAUUGACCGCGACCGUUCUUCCGACGGACACGAACAUCAUGAAGGUUGUCGACGCGCACCCUGAGAACUAUUCAUUCAACUUGGAUUUGAACUCGGGCGACGGGCUCGGAUUCGGUUGGCUGUCCACCACUGUCGGGCAAGGCAGCCGAAGCAACUCGGCCAACGCCUACUUGCAUCCGGCUCUCAACUCGCGGCACAACUUGGAUGUGCUUCUGCACAGUCAUGUCACCAAAGUCGUGCCCACCCCUGGCAAGGCGAAUAACACAUUCACGACUGUGGAGGUCUCGAAGGGUCCUGGAUUCAAGAGCUACAGCUUCACGGCCUGCAAGGAAGUCAUUCUGUCCGCGGGGUCCGUAGGCACGCCGCAGCUGCUCAUGCUGUCCGGGAUCGGCCCCUCGGAGCAGCUCAACAAGUUCGGGAUCGAGACGAUCGUAGAUCAUCCGGACGUUGGACAGAAUCUGCAGGACCAGACUAUUCUUGCCCUCCAAUGGGAGGUCGAUGUCAACACGCUAUCUUCCUUCCUGGCUGAUGCGGUUGCCACCGAAGAUGCGGUCGUCCAGUGGGCCACCAACAAGACUGGCACCGCCGCGGGCAACACUGUGGUGAACACCAUCGGAUUCGUCCGUCUGCCUGAAGACUCUCCGCUCUUGGCUGAUGGCGACCCCGCCGCUGGGCCCCAAUCUGCGCACUUCCAGAUGGCGUUCCUGAGCACUUUCUACCCGAACGACGGACAAACGGUUCCGGCUGGGAACUUCCUUUCGAUCUGCGUUGUCGUCCAGUCCCCCACGUCUCGUGGGUCUGUCAACCUGACGUCGGCAUCGCCAUGGGACCACCCAGCGAUUGAUCCCAACUACUUUGCGACCGACUUCGACAUCGGGACGGUCGUCGCGUCGAUGAAGGCAGCGAUCGAGUUCAUGUCGCAGCCCGAAUGGGACGGUGUGGUCGUCUCGACGUACCCGGAAGUCGCUGCUCUCAAGACCGACGCGGACUUUGAGGCCUACGCCCGCAAGUACGCCACGACCCUCAAGCACCCGACGAGCACAGCAAAGAUCUCCAAGGAAUCCGAUGUGGACGGUGUUGUCAGCCCGAGGCUGCAUGUCAAAGGCGUGAAAGGACUGCGGGUCAUCGACGCUAGCGUCCUGCCUUCUGCCGUGGCUGGAUACCCUCAGGGCGAAGUGUACAUUAUCGCUGAGCGAGGCGCAGAGCUCAUCAAGGAAGCGUGGAAACUCCCGGGAGUGGCCAGCAACCCGUGAACGUGAAUGUGAACGACAAUGUGCAUGUGAAUGCGAGAGCGCUGCCGAUAUUCGAAUUCAGAAGUAUAUAUUGUAUGUAUUUGUCAUUAUGAGCCUCAUAUACCCAGCCCGAGGCAAUGGAAUUGUAGGGAAUUGUGCGCAUCGCACCGCGUGUACAUACCAGUUGGGCUUCCUUUUUCUUUUUGCGGUGUCGCGGGUAUUUGAUACGCGUUCCGCUGCUCCGCGCCGGACUCGCUAUGUACUUACAUGAAAUCGCGCCUGUCGGGUCUGGGCCUGGCCCUGAACCCUUCGCCAAUCCAGGGCGGUGGGAAAAUGUAAGAUCCGCCAUGUGGCCGGGGAUCGUGCAGUCAAUGGAAGCUAAUUUUCCACGAGUCUGUCAAUGGUGGAGUAUGUAGUGUACUGUAUGUGUGGAGGUGUUGCAUGUUGUAGUACAUGGUCUGGUCUGAUGCGCCUGCCGACUUUUGUCCAAGCAGGCGCUGUUUGGGCCGGGGCUCCCGAGGUAGAAGCGGUGACUAUGACCAAUGGGUUAGGUAAGUCGAUUUGAUUAUUGACUUCAAACUUGCUUGCGUUAUGUAAACGAGUUUGAAAAUACUCUUAUCGUCAACCUAUCGUUCAUAGGCCAAGAGUCCUUGUGUACAUCACCCAAUGUCGCCAUUCGGAACAUUAGGUGCGACAUGACGUAGUCACGAUCGAAGAGAGUCUCCCUGAACAGAAUGGACCGUGCACAGACGGUGGGCGCUGGCGUGGACCUUGAGCCCACGACACCCGCUCGGCUUCUAUCUCAAGCCUCAGAGCUUCACGGGCAGCCAAUGUGCAUCUCCACAGCGACCGUUAUAAGUAGCAGUGCUCUUACCAUAUCUCAUCUCAUCUAAGGAUGUCUGAGACCGAUCAAAAUUGUAAGCAUCCUGCUUCUUAACCUCGUAUAUCGUUUCGCUGUCAUGACCUGCAUUCCCUGGCACCAGACCCCGCUUCUUUCUAUCUUCCGAGCACACCAUGGCCACUGCGACAACAACUGAGUCGGCCACCGUCGAGCUGGGCGACCUCGCGCCCCGAAACAGUCGCGUGCAGGGUGAAGCUCCCGUCGAAGAGCAAGCCGGUGGUAGUACGCUUCCUCGCGCCGACGGCGGAGUCCAAGCGUGGACGUUCAUCUUCUCCGCGUUCAUCCUCGAAUGCCUUAUCUGGGGCUUCCCCUUCUCAUACGGCGUGUUCCAGGAGUUCUACCUCAACUCGCCGCAGUCUCCGUUCCGCGACGCGUCGGAGGCGUCCAUCAACGCCAUCGGCACGAUUACCAUCGGGAUCCAGUACAUCGAGGGGCUCGGCACCAUGACGAUCACGCAGCGGUUUCCGCGGCAGUUCAAGUUGUUCAUGACCGUUGCUCUGAUAGCAUGUUUCGGCUCGCUUUUGCUCUCGAGUUUCGCGACACAGGUCUGGCAGCUCGUCUUGUUGCAGGGUGUCGUGUAUGGAUUUGCAGGAGGAUUGCUCUACGGACCGAUCGUGUUCUGGCUCAACGAGUGGUUCGUCGAGCGACGCGCCUUUGCCGGAUCGCUCAUCUUCGGGGGCUCCGGGCUUGGCGGGGCCCUGUUCCCGAUUAUUACCAAUCUCCUGCUGCAGCGGUUCGGGUUCCGUUGGACGCUCAGGGUGCUUGCUUUGAUUGUCGGCGUUCUGGGCGGCAUCGCGUUGUUUGGCGCAAAGCCGAGGCUGCCCGUCGUCCGGAACAGCGCGCCGGCGCCGUUGAACCUUAAGUUUACCCGGUCGCCGGUGUUCAUCAUCGUCUCCGUGGCGAUCUUCGUGCAGGGUCUGGCGUAUUUCCCUGUGUCGCUGUAUAUUCCGUCAUACGCUGCGUCACUGGGCUUUUCAUCGGUGAAUGGGACCCUCGCGCUGACGGUCUUCAAUCUGGCCACCGUCGUUGGUCAGCUUAUCUUUGGGUAUUACUGUGAUCGCGGCUCGUAUGCUGCUGCGAUGCUGGGAUCUAGCGUCGUCUCGACCGUGCUGGCCUUCGUCCUAUGGGGAUAUGCGCAUAACCUCGGCCUGCUCUUCCUGUUCGCCAUCCUCUUCGGCGGUGUGAGCGGCGGGUUCAGCUCAAUCUGGCCGCCCGCAGCGAAAGAUGUGUUCGCGGACCAGGCGUCGUCCCCGUUCUUCUUCUUCGCUGCGGCCAAGGGCCUCGCGGCGAUCUCGGGGCCGUUCAUCUCUGCUGCUCUGCAUCCGAAGAACGGGUCGGUGCUCCCGGCUUCGUGGGCCGGGUAUGGGUUUACCACGAUGGAGAUAUUCGUGGGCAGCAUGAUGUUCGGCACCGCCGUGCUGUCCGUGGCCCUGAUCCUUGCGAGACCAAGCAACAAAAAAGAAUAGAAUACCUAGAGAUCCUAAACGCUAUCUGUCAAUUAUCACCGGGCUUAUAUCGAGUCUUUC
Molecule: messenger RNA, 6472 nt
Organism: Mycena citricolor
Lineage: Eukaryota; Fungi; Basidiomycota; Agaricomycetes; Agaricales; Mycenaceae
Source: the annotation of a GenBank genome assembly